UCUCCAUGGCACUUGCUUCUCCAGCACAGCCACACGUCACACUCCUUUAAACAGCACUUACAUGGCUUCGAAAGGCUGGUUUUCCAGCUUCUUACAGACAUGGUCAAACAUUUUUGAAAUAUUAAACCACUGUUAUAUGUGGCCAUGGUUGGUGUUAUGUGUAUUGAUUUUGUGACAAGUUAAUUAAUUGCUAAAAGGCCACCAACAGUUCUUAAUGCGAAGUCAGAUGAAGAUGUCAGCAGAAGGCUGUGGUUUAUUGAGCAGGAUGUGUCAUGCCAGUGUCCUGUUAUUGUCUGAUAUAGCUUGACAGUACUUUUGGACUGCAUGGAGCUAUGGUAAUUGGUGAAGAAGGACUGAGUGUCAGACCAAGUGCACUUCCUGUUUCCUGUCCCUGUCAGAGGGGCUUUAUCAACAGAGGGCAGCUGUCGUAGUUCUAAUAGGAACCUCUCCACAAGCCAGUCUGUGCUACAACUUGCAAACAAGCGGCACCAUUUGAAAAAUGAAGAUCAGUUAUCCAUACCUCUGCCAGCUCCUAUAUAUCCUGCUCCCUCUACUGGUGAUUGAGGGUUGUCCAUCUGUGUGUUCCUGUUCAAGGGGGUAUGUUGAUUGCAGUGGCCGUAUGCUAAGAGGCAGUAACUUGCCCGAUGCCUUCCCCCCCGACUCCAGAGAGAUCCAUCUCCAUGACAACCAGCUCACUUCUUUGCCCAAUGGCUUGCUGGACCAUAUGCUCGCCCUGCGCUCUGUGUCUCUCCAUGGCAACCCUUGGGUCUGUGACUGUGGCGUGCUCUACCUGCGCAGCUGGCUUCUCAGACAGGAGAACCGCAAAAGCUAUCGCAAUAUCACCUGCAGCUCACCUCCGGGCCUGCAGGGGAGGCUAGUUAUGUAUCUGGCAGAGGAAGAAGUAUUGGAGUCCUGCAGGUACUGGUAUUGCAGCCUGGCGCUUGCUUCACAGGUCAGUCUCUUCAUCUUCAUAGUGAUGCAGGCCAUCCUGCUGGCCUCAAUCAUCUUUUUUCUGCGCCGUUUUGAGAAACUGUCCCGUGAAGCCCGAAGGACAGUUCAAGAGAGCUUCGCAGGAGAUGAUGGAGGGAAUGGAGAAGAAUAUGUCCCACUAAAAGGACUGCCUGAAACAGGGGGCAAAAGGGGGACAAGGUGAGGGGUUAGGUGUUCCCUGGAAGAGGAUAGCUGUACAAUUUCUGCUUCUAGACAAAGACACCAAUUAUUGCAUAAUAAUUUGCUCAUUUUCAUGCAGAUCAAUGGCAGCUGGAUAGGGUGUGCAUUUUAAUUUCACUCACCAGAUGUAUCUUGUCCAGUAUAAAAGAUUAUUACAAAAGUAAUUGCCUAGUAUAAAAGUGACAUUGCCUAUUGAAUAGACAAAAAGGAUUCUAUUUUGAUACACAAGCAGGUAACACCUAAAUCAAGAAAGUGAUACUUCCUACACAAAGAGCCUUGUUUUAUCCCCUCAGAAUUGAAAAGGUCAGUGAAACACUGUAUAGGAAAAAAAAAGUUAUUGUAUUCAUCGUCUCUUUAAUUAAACAGAAAAAAAUCAUUUAUCAAA
Molecule: messenger RNA, 1555 nt
Organism: Brienomyrus brachyistius
Lineage: Eukaryota; Metazoa; Chordata; Actinopteri; Osteoglossiformes; Mormyridae
Gene: gp1bb
Product: glycoprotein Ib platelet subunit beta
Exons: 2
Coding region: 500-1153 (217 amino acids)
Source: RefSeq, a predicted model, not a curated record